Molecule: messenger RNA, 5954 nt
Organism: Episyrphus balteatus (marmalade hoverfly)
Lineage: Eukaryota; Metazoa; Arthropoda; Insecta; Diptera; Syrphidae
Product: junctophilin-1
Exons: 9
Coding region: 1053-4208 (1051 amino acids)
Cellular component (GO): junctional membrane complex; endoplasmic reticulum membrane; plasma membrane
Source: RefSeq, a predicted model, not a curated record
CCGUGCGUGAUGAGAAUAAUGUAUAGUACUAGUGAACGACGAGGAUGUUGAAGAGUGUGGUGCUAUACAAUUAACUUAAAUAUACAAAAAAGAAAUAAUAAUCCAUCACAAGUUCAAUUUUAUUUUUUCCUUCUUUAACUCUAUUUUAUUUUAUUUUUUUUAAUUCGUGUUCUACUUAAAAAAAAUUAUUAAAACGUAUCUUAAAUUUUGUUUCAAUUUUUCUCUUGUGAAAUUCUAAAUGCAUAUGUGUAUAAUAAAUGUCCUUGCAUUUUUAAUGUGAUAUAAAAAAUUUGAGUGAGAAGGAAGUGAAGAUCCAAGUUAAUUCUUAUUGUUGAAGGAUGGCUUAUCUUAAAAUCACACAAAACGUUUCACAAAUUUUCUUCAUUUUAAUUAAUAAAUCGCUGCAUUAAUAUAAAUAAUAUACAAAAACAAAAAAAAAAAAAUAAAAAAAAAAUGUAUUUGAUGACUCACAUUUUAAAUAUUACUCAUAGAAACUUUUUAAAAAUUUGUAAUUUAUCAAAAAGUGUUAAAAGAAAAAAUUAAUAUUCCUUAAAAUUGUGUUUAAAAAUCAAUAUAAUUCUUUCCUUGCAAAUAAACAUAAAACAUAUCGAAUUAAAAAAAAAAAAAAAUAACGAAAAUAUACAUCAUACUCAUUCAAAUGAUAAAAAAGAGAUUUAAAAUUCGUAACUGUAAUCAAAAUAAAAUCACUAAAGCCAUCAUCAUUCGAAGAAAACCAAAAAAGCUCAAAAAGCUCAUCAACAAUUACGACGACGAUAGGAAACCUUGGAAAAAGGAGCCAACCAAAACAACAACAAAACAACUCCAACAAAAACAACAACAACAAUAUCCACCACCAUCCAAUUUUUAUAACCACGGCAAUCUCAAUACAAAGUUGACAAGUGCAAACAGUGGAUUUCAAAAAGCAGGUCCUUAACCAUCAUCAUCAUAAAGCAGAGAGUCCUAUCUACACAUUUAUAUAAAAAAAAAAAAAAAUAGAAAAAAAUAAAGAGCAAGAGCGAAAGAAUAAUAUUAUAAGGAUUUAGGACAAAAACAUGCAGCAGCAACAGCAACAAGGCGACAUUCAGAAUGGUGGUGGUGGUCAGGCUAUGAGUGGUGGUGGUGGUGGUGGUGCUUUAGCGAGUACCAAUUCACCACCAGGAACUUAUGGCACAAGUAAACGAGCACAAAUAAGUGGAGGACGUUUUGAUUUUGAAGACGGAGGAACAUAUUGUGGUGGUUGGGAUGACGGCAAAGCUCAUGGCCAUGGUGUUUGCACUGGACCCAAGCACCAAGGUGCGUAUGCUGGCGCAUGGAAUUAUGGAUUUGAAUUGUCCGGCGUUUACAUUUGGCCAAGUGGAUCUCAUUACGAAGGCCAAUGGCAAAAUGGAAGACGUCACGGCCUAGGAGUCGAGCAACGAGGUCGCCUAAUAUAUCGUGGUGAAUGGUCAAAAGAUGGACACAAGGGUCGCUAUGGCGUGCGACAAAGCACAAUUUCCACAGCCAAAUAUGAAGGAACAUGGAAUGUUGGAUUCCAGGAUGGUUAUGGUUGCGAAACUUAUGCCGAUGGUGGAACAUAUCAAGGACAAUGGCAAGAAGGCAAACGUCAUGGCUAUGGCAUACGCACAUCGGCACCCUUUGGCAUGGCAUCACAUUAUCGACCAAAAAAUAUUCACGCUUCCAUGAGCUCUCUACGAAGCAACGAAAAUGCUGACCCCGGUGGCAAAGGAAACAAUAAAUCUGAAGAAAUUCGUGGUGGUUUUGUGUUAACUUCAAAGUCUGAUAAACUUCCAGCAAGGCGUAAUAGUCUGACGGAAAAAUCAAAAAAGGGAUUUCUUUCGGGUCUGAGAAGGAAACAAAGAAGUACAGGGGACCUCGAAAAACGUGGUACCUUAGCUUCAGGAAGCAUUCGAUCAACAAUGUCAACUGCUUCUUGGCUCAGUACUGGUUCCGAACAAUCAAAUUUAACAGCAAAAUCUGCUCAUACUGAAUCAAAUGCCAGUUUCACAAUUGAAGAAGAACAAUUGGAUCCAACAGUUGUCGAAACUUACAUGGGAGAAUGGAGUAAAGACAAGCGUAGCGGUUAUGGUGUUGCUGAACGAACUGAUGGUUUGAAAUACGAGGGAGAAUGGUAUAAUAACAAGAAAAACGGUUAUGGUGUAACAACAUUUCGCGACGGUACUGUCGAAGAAGGCAAAUACAAAAAUAACAUCUUGAUAACCAGCCAAAAGAAGAAACAUUUAUUUGUGGCAAGAUCGCGCAAAUUCAGAGAGCGAAUUACCGCAUCGGUUAGUUCGGCACAGAGGGCGCUAAAAAUGGCUCUACAACGAUCCGAUAUUGCGAUAUCAAGAACUGCCACAGCAUCAGCCAAAGCCCAAAAUGCUGAUAUUGCUGCAGAACAAGCACGCAUUGAUUGCGAACAAGCAGUUGCAAUGGCGCGUGAAUUCGCCCCAGAUUUUAAGCCAACUGUUUUGGAACGAUUUGAGAAAUUACGAUUCCGCGAACGAUAUAAAUUAAUGUCUAGCGAUAUGAUUGAGCCAAAUCGACCUUCGGGCUCAUCGAAUAAUCCUCAAUUAAUGGGAAAUCAAGCAAAUGAAGCAGCUCGAAGUGUGGCAAAUACCGCUUCGCAGCAGCCGCAGCAACAAAUUCCCAAUAAACAACCUAUGUCAGCAUUUCAACAACCACAACAAUCACAGCAGCAAAAUAAACAACAACAACAACAACAGUCCACAACAAAUGGCCGUCGGCCAUCACAGCAGCAGCAAUCGGAUGACUGUCCUAUUCCCAGUUCCAUGUAUUCACAACAAAUGCCCGUUUCGCCGCAAACCGAUUUAUCGGCCUUGGUAAGUCAGCAACACAACCGUGGACCGGGCGGACUUCAUCCGAUGCAUGUGGGUGGUGGCCUUCCCAAUCAGUCGCAUAGCAAUCCACAAAUGAAUCCUGCAUAUCAAUUCCAACAACAACAGCCGCCUGGUAGUAAUUUGAGUAACUCAGCAAAUUUCGCCGCAAAUGAACAAAUAAAUAAUUUGCAACAGCAACAAAUGUUGCAACUACAACUGCAACAACAACAUCAGCAACAGCAACAACUGUACAACCAACAGCAACAACAACAGUCUCAACUAGCUCAGCAACAGCAGAAACAACAGCAACAACAGUUUGAAAUGCAACACCAACAACAACAACAAAUGAGCUCCCAACAACAAUCAAAUAUGCAACAACAGCAGCAACAACAACAGCAAAUGCAACAACAACAACAGUAUCGGCAAGAUAAUUUAAACAGUACGCAAGCAGCUGGCGGAAGCGGUUCCAUGAUUAGAAGAAAUGGCAGCAGUAGACCGCCAAUGCUUGGCCAAACCAAUCAGCAAUCCUCCAUCGACCACUUCGAUCACUAUAAACGACCUCCGAGUCGCGAUUCAUCAGUUGACCGAUAUGCCAGGGCCGCAAGUCGAAUGAGUGGUGGCUAUGGAUCUCGACAGGCGUCUGUCGAUCGACAAACAAGCAAUGCGGCUCCAGGUACAUCGACACCAACUGAAACAACGACAAUGGGUAACGAAACUGCUAGACCAAGAGCUGGUUCAGUAUUUCGCGGUGCUACCCCUGGUCCACGAUCAGCGACACCAACUGGCAACACUGGCAAUGGAACAGUGCCAACGGGAUCGGGGCGAUUAUCCCUAACUGGGACACCGAGCAUGCAAAGACGUUCCACUCCAAUAAAAGAGCCACAAUUUUCGACGCCUAAUCAACCAUUCGAAGACGUUUUACUUCGUCAACGUACUUUAGGACAAGAUAUCAUUCCCUCACCCUCGCAACCAAAACGAACUGAAAGUUUGUAUGUACCUCCGAAGCCGGCAACACCAAUUGGCGGUGGCGGAGGUGGUGGUAAAGCAGCUGGUGGCGCCAGCGGUGGAAAUAAGAAACUUAAGAGCGUCCCAAUAAAUGUGACAUUGCAAAGGAAAAAAUCAUUGCCAGAUUUUCAAGAACUGCCACGCGCCACAGAGGCAAUGAGCCGCGAAGAAGUAUCGGCAUUAGGUUCAGCUAGACGGGAAGCUGUCCGAAGGCAAAUUGAAAUGAAUGAAAGGCUUAAAGCGAAUCCCUUUUUGUAUUUGGUCAGUCCGCAAGUUAAGGAUUGGUUCUCACGUCAGCAGUUGGUGAUUUUGGUGCUUUUUGCAAACAUUGCAUUGGGAAUAAUGUUCUUUAAGAUGUUAACAUAGCAUCAAUUGGAAACUUCAUCUUGGCUUUGUAAAUCAUUAGUAUUGGUUAGUACCAAUACAAACAGAAUAAAUACAUACUCAGCAGAUAAAUAUUUUUAAAAUAAUUUAAACAAAAAAAUAAAUUAAAAAAAAAGAGAAUCUUCUUUACUUUCAAAUUUGAAAAAAAAAUAAAUAAAAACAACAAUUUGUGAAUGAAAACUAAAAACAUUCAAUUUUAUCAUAACCCUUAAACUAAAAAUAAAACAAACAAAAAAUUAAGGGUUAAAUUAUAUAAUAUUUGUAGAUUUUAAUGGACGCUAUAGAUAAAUAAAUAAAAAAUAAACAAAAUGGCAAUGUAAGAAAAAAGUAUUUUAUAAAUCGACAAAAUAAAAUUAAAAAAAAAACACAGAUAAAAAUAUCGGAGGAUUUCUAUAUAAGGACUUUGAAAGUCAAAUUUUAAAACUCAUUGGCUUUUUGUGUUUCAAACUAUAUUUGAAACUAGUACUUUUUUUUAACAAAAUAAUUUCAACUAUAAUUAACGAAUAGUAAAAUAUAAUAAAACAAAAACAAAAAAAAGAAUAAAAAAACCAAACUUUUAUUAUCUUAACGAAUUUUAUACUAUUUAGAAAAAUUUAGAAAAAAAAAGAAAACAAAAUAAAUAAAAAAAACUUAAAAAUAGGAACGCAAAAAAAAAUAUAUACUUUUUAGAAGAUGAAAAAAACAAAAAAACUAAUGUGCUCAUAAAAGAAAUUAAAAAAAAAAAAUUGGGACCUUAUUAUGGUUUUAUAAGGAAGUACUGUGGGACCGGAAAAUGCAAUAUACCUUUAUGUUAUUUCUUAUAAACAUUAUGUGCCAUCAAUAUAUAUAGAAAAUUUAAGGAAAUGUUCAAUUAAAAACACCCAAUUGAAUGGGAUACGCAUUUCCUUUAAUUUUUCAUUUUCAUUUUUCAGUUUUUAUUUAUUUGUUCAUAAUUUUAAUUUAUUGUUAUAUCAUCGUUAUUAUAUACCUUUAAGCAAAUAAAAACAAAUCAUUUUAAAUAAAUAAUACAAAAAAAAAAAAAACAAAUGGAAAUUAUGAUUUAUUCGAUGUGGUAAGUGUUUAUUCAUUUUGAAAAAAAAAAUUAGUGAAAAAUAAAAAAAAUAACUGAAAAACGAUGUGUGAUAAUUUUUUUUUUUCUGUUCGACUAUUCUGAAACUAACAAUUUUCUUUUUAUUUAUUUAUUAUUUUUUUUUUUUAGUUUUAAAUUUUUUUAUUAUUUUUCAUUCAUUUUUCAUUCAAAGGCAAAAUAGCAUUUAAAAAGUGCAUACAGUUAAAUAUUUUAUUUUCAGCGCAAAUUUUGUUGGUUCCAUAUAAAUAUUUUUUCGUUCAUCAGCAGGUCAAUUUAUUUAACAACAUUCAUUUAAUUAAUAAGCAAAAAUAAAAAUAAAAAAAAAACAAAAUAUUUGGUUCCUCGUUGUUUAAAUAAUAUCUAAAUAUAUUGCAUUAAAAUUUAAAUUAAAUAAAAAAAAACUAUAAACACAAAAAAAAAAUUAUAUUUUCUCUAAACAUGUAGUUAAGUUUAAGAUAGUUAGUUAGGCCAACCAUUUCUUUACAAAAAUUACAGUUAAUAAUGUUUAAACAACAAAAAACAAAAACAACAACAAAAAACACAUAAAAAAAAUCAACACUGACUAAAAAAAAAAAAAUUCUUCCACGACAAUAUAAUAAUUAAAAAUAAAUAAUUUCUUAUAUAUACAUGAUUAUUAUCAAUCUUUUUGAAAAAAAUAA